AUGACGAAGUUCAACUUGGAAGGCUCGGAUCACGCCUCUAGGGUGAAGAACGUGAUCAUCCAGGGGUUCGCUCUGGUGAACCUGAUCACGGUGAAGCAUGUGGAGGUCAGCGAGUACGUGUCGGAGCGCACCGGCCUGCGCGUGUUCUUCAUGCACUACGAAUCGCCCAUUGUGAACUCGUACUUCAUCGUGCCCACGCGCGCCGAAUCACACGAAGGCCUGCCUCACACUCUGGAGCACCUUAUUUUCUUGGGUAGUGCCAGCUACCCCGAGCGUGGCACGCUCGACCUGUUGGCGUCCAGGGCCCUCGCUGCGGGGACGAAUGCGUGGACCGAUGUGGACCACACCGUGUACACAAUUUCGACUGCCGGUGUGGACGGCACCCUGAUGAUGCUGCCCGUGUACCUCGACCACCUGCUGAGGCCGACCCUGACCCAGGAGGCCUUCAUGACCGACGUGCACCGCAUCACCCCCGACGGCUCUAACUCCGGCACCGUGUACAGCGAGAUGAAGGACAAUGAGCACGAUGCUGACAGCGUGACCGAGUUCGAGCUGAACCAGCUGCUGUACCCCGGCGGCAGCGGCUACAGCAUGUCGUUCGGCGGCCGCCUCGAGUCGCUGCGGUCGACCAACGUGGAGCGCGUGCGUGAGUACCACAAGCGCUACUACCGCCUGGACAACAUGUCCAUCGCCAUUGGCGGUUCGCUGAACGACGGUGAGCGCAUCCUCCAGGCGGUGUCCAAGGCUGAGGAGGCUCUGCUCGCCGCCGGUGUUGAGGCUAACGCCGUCAAAUCCGCGUACUAUUUCGGCAUAAAGCAGUGGGAUGACCCCGUCCACUGCCAACCGUUGAAGGAGACGGUCGAGAAAACCGUGUACUUCCCCAGCGAUGACGAGGAGCUCGGCCAGUUCACCAUGGCCUGGCGUGGCCCUGCGUGGAGCGACUUCCAGGAAAUUCGCGCGCUGUCGAUCAUGGGUUUGUACCUGACUCAAACGCCGAUCUCGCCGAUGGAGAAGGAGCUGGUGUACACCAGGGACCCCUUCGGAAGCGGCGUCGGGUUCGCGAUGGAUGAGUACAAGGAGACCCGGCUCAACAUCACCGUCUUGGACGUGCCCUGCGGUGAGAAGAUGGAGCAGAUCGCCCAGAAGAUGCGCGACAUCAUCACGAGCGUGUGGGAAUCACCCCUGGACAUGGAACGCCUGCAGGCCAUCAUCCGCCGGGAGCGUUUGAGCUACUUCCGCUCGCUCGAGACGCAGGCUUCGAACAUCAUGAUCGAGGGCAUCGUGAGCUACGUGGUCUACGGUGAGAAACGCAAGGACCUGGACGAGCAGCUGGAGGGCGACGACCAGAUGGGCCGCCUGCUGCUGGAGGACGAGCCGUUCUGGAAGGGCAUCCUCGAGAAGUACCUGAUCCACGCCCCGUGGGUCGGCAUUCGCACUGUGCCCAGCAUCAAGGAGAGCAAGCGCAUCGAGCGCGAGGAGCGCCAGCUGGUGAGGGAGCAGCUCAAAAAGUCCGACAUGAAGCUGCUCGAGGCGCAGGAGGCGCUGGUCAACUCGAUAGUGUCGAACAAGGGCGGCGGUGUGCCCAAGCACGUGCUGGACGCGUUCGGAGUCGCCGCGGUCGAGAACGUGGCGCUGCCGCAGUGGCCGUACAUGCGCAACUUCAACUCCGUGGGCCCGGACGCCGACGGGGGCCGCGCCAUGACCGGCCGUGUGCAGCUGUUCAACGUGCACGGCCACCGCACCGUGGAACACAUCUGGUCCGACCUGACGCGUCAGCUGGAUGAGGUGAAGAUAAGCAUGCAGGUUAACCACGUGACUUCCGACUUCGUGCGCUUCACCGUGCUCAUCCCGACCAUGGACCUGGGCCUCACCCACCUGGAGAAGCAGUGCCUCACCCUCCUGACCAACCUGCUGUUCCAAUCUCACUUGCGCGAGGGCAGGGGCCCGCCGAUGUCGUCCGACGCGUUCAUCAUGGAGCUGCAGGAGACUACCUCCAGCUACUCCGCCUCCCUCGGGUUGGCAUCGUCGUUCGGCAGCGCGGACGCGUACUCCGAGAUGGUGCGUAUCAGCUUGACGUGCCACAUCGGCUUGUACGAGCGCGUGUUUGGGAUCCUGCAGCGCGUGUUGCAGGACGUGCAGUUCACCGAUGACAUCGUGGACGCCAAGGUGAAGUCGCUGCUGAAGUCGUUCCACGAGAAGAGCCGGUCGGCCAAGGCGAACAUGCGCCAGGCCGUGCAGGCGAUGCGCAUGAAGCGCGACUCCGUGCGCAUGUCGAACGGCAUCGCGCAGCAGCUCGCGUUGCUGCGCGAUGCUGAAGAGGGCGAGACCGCUGCUCUGCUGCAGUCGCUGUACGACAAGGUGUUCGCGCAGCGCAACAUAGUGGCCCACGUGACUUGCGACGUCCGCUUCAUGCCCAAAUCGUGGCUGGGUCUGUGGGCGCAGCUGCCGGCGUCCGGGGCGACGGGCGAUAACCUGCGUGACAUGAUCGGCUUCAAGUUCGCCACGGACGUGGAACUGUCUGACCAGAGGACCAUGUACAUGUCGAUGGCGUCCACCGACGUCUCGUUCUUCAACCACGCCAUCAGGGCGCCGAUUGGUUUCGGCCACUCGGAAUACGCUCCGCUGUCCAUGCUUUGCGAGUACCUGUGCAUGCUGGAGAGCCCGCUGUUCCGCGCCAUCCGCGGCGGCGGUUACGCGUACGACUACGCGGUUUCGUAUUUGCCUUCCGUGGGUGAGAUGCACCUUUCGCUGCUGCAGGCCGUGGACGUGGUGGGGGCGCUGAGGGCGACACGUGACGUGUUCGGCCUAAUACGGAGGGGCAACCUGCCCACCGAGGACGACGUCAUCUCCGCCAGGUGCUCUCUGGUCUUCAACAUCGUGCAGAGCGAGGAAUCGCUCAGCGCGUACAGCUGCCAGACCUUCCAGGAUGCGUUCCGCGGUGUGGACUCCAAGUUCACCGUGACGUUGCUGAACAGCAUUCGCGACGUGACCCCCGCAGACUUCCGGCGCCUGGCCGAGACCUACCUCAGCCAUUUCCUGCACUUCGACGACCCCUGGAGCACCGCCGCCGUCGUGACCAACAAGAGCCAGGCCGACGACAUAUACCACGGCUUGGUCGAUUUGGGCUACGACAGGCUGCGCCGCGUGUCAACUAAGGCUAUGAUGAAUUUCGCGACCACCGGUAGCCUGGAGAGCGCGGACGCCGACAGCGACGACGAGAUGGGGAAUGACAUCGACAACGAUGGCGACGACGAAAUGCCUCACCCCAGCGCGUCCCGCGAGUCCGACGGGUCGGACGACUACAGCGAAUUAGAAUACGACGGUGAAAUCUACGACAGUAGGGAUGACGAGGAUGAUGAUGAUGGUGAUGAUGACGACGAGGAGGAGGAUGAGUCCCUCAGCGGGGACGAGGGCGACGACGCCGGCGAAGCUGAUGAAGGUGGCGACGAGGGCAACAUGGGCAACUACAACUACUUUAAGCCGUAA
Babesia bigemina is the source of this 3486-nucleotide messenger RNA. Its product is annotated as METALLOPROTEASE 1-RELATED protein, putative. Lineage: Eukaryota; Apicomplexa; Aconoidasida; Piroplasmida; Babesiidae. The record is from RefSeq and is a predicted model, not a curated record. Gene Ontology annotation, molecular function: metal ion binding. The coding region runs from base 1 to 3486 and encodes 1161 amino acids. The transcript has a single exon.